This is a messenger RNA of Melospiza melodia melodia, 1089 nucleotides long. Its product is annotated as RCC1 and BTB domain-containing protein 1-like. The record is from RefSeq and is a predicted model, not a curated record. Lineage: Eukaryota; Metazoa; Chordata; Aves; Passeriformes; Passerellidae.
AUGUUGCUCCCAAUUCUUAAAAGAUCCCCCACCCAAAGCUUUCCACUGGGUUUUUAGUAGUCCAUUGUAGCUCUCCACUUUUCCUGCAGCUGGUGCAUGGUAGGGGAUAUGGUACACCCACUCAAUGCCAUGUUCCCUAGCCCAGGUGUUGAUAAGGCUGUUCUUAAAAUGAGUCCCGUUGUCUGACUCGAUCCUCUCAGGGGUGCCAUGUCUCCACAAGAUGCUUUCCCCCAAGAAAUCGCUUCCAUUCACAAAGCGUGUGUGUUCAGCACAUUGGCCAACGAAGCCAUUUACAUCACGCACAACGACAAGGUAUUUGUUUCUGGACUGAAUUGCAGUAAUUGUUUGGGAACUGGAGAUAAUCAGAGCACCAUAGUACCAAAGAAAUUGGAAGCCUUAUGUGGAAAGAAGAUCUCCAGUCUCAGUUAUGGAAGUGGACCCCAUGUUGUUCUUUGUACUGAAGACGGUGAAGUGUAUGCUUGGGGACAUAAUGGUUACAGCCAACUUGGAAAUGGCACAACCAAUCAGGGCAUUACUCCUGUUAAAGUCUGCACAAAUCUCUUAAUAAAGAAAGUGGUGGAAGUAGCUUGUGGCUCUCAUCAUUCCAUGGCGCUCUCAUUGGAUGGAGAUCUGUACGCUUGGGGCUACAAUAACUGUGGUCAAGUUGGAUCUGGAUCUACAACUCCUCGCAGAGUUUCCAACUGCUUGCAGGGCAAAAUUGUGGCUGGCAUCGCUUGUGGCCAGACCUCCUCCAUGGCUGUAGUAAACAAUGGUGAGGUUUAUGGCUGGGGCUACAAUGGCAAUGGGCAGCCUGGGCUGGGGAACAACGACCAGCUGACCCCGUGCAGAGUGGCAGCGCUGCACGGCGUCUGCGUGCUCCAGACUGCCUGUGGCUAUGCGCACACUCUAGCACUAACAGACGAGGGCUUGCCCUAUGCCUGGGGAGCUAACACAGCUCAGCCCUGUGCAGAUCAUGAUGGAAAAAGAAAGGGUGGUCUGCCUCGUCAUCAGUCAGGUGCCCUACCCCAGGGUCACCAUGUAGAUACCAACUUUAGCCCCCGCAUAGCACACGUCAGCCCCGAACCCUAG